CUUCAAAAUCCAACAACACACUUCACUUUCUAUCUUAAUCUCAAAUCUUCUUCAUCACACUCCUCUCUCAUUCAUCAAGGUUUCAGUCUUUCUGUUCCAAACCCAAAUGGGUCUCUCAAUGAACAAUCAUCCAGCCACAAUAACACCACGACACUACAACAUCCACAAGCUCUUCCUUUUCUGCAACUACGUCCUAUUGGGUGCAGCUUCAAGCUGCAUCUUCCUCACACUCUCACUCCGCUUAAUCCCUUCUGUUUGCGGCUUCUUCUUGAUCCUUCUCCAUAUCUUCACCAUUGCUGGUGCUGUUUCUGGCUGUGCGGCUGUUGGUGCUAACCGUUGGUACUCUGCUCACAUGGUGGCAACUGUUUUAACUGCUAUUUUUCAGGGUUCGGUUUCGGUUCUUGUUUUUACAAGGACCGGUGAUUUUCUUGGGGAGCUGAAGUCUUAUGUUAGAGAGGAAGAUGGUUCUGUGAUCUUGAAGUUGGCUGGUGGACUUGCUAUUUUGAUCUUUUUCUUGGAGUGGGUUGUUUUGACUCUGGCUUUUUUCUUGAAGUAUUAUGCUUCUAUUGAAGGAGGGAAUAAUUCUAGGGCUAUUGUUUUGGGAAGUGCUAAGGUUCAAGAUGAGGAUUUGAAGGAUUGGCCAUGGCCUUUCCAGGUUUAAGUUUCAAGAGUGGUUUGAAAGAGUGGUUUACAAAAGAAGAAACAACACUACUGUGUGAUGUUGUAAUAUGCCUCUUUUUUGUGUUACAGAAAUUCUCUGUUUACUAGUAGUAUAUUUUUUUAUUCAUUGGGGAAUUACUUUCUUUUUUCUUUUCAGAUGGAUGUUGCAUUACAAAAUGGGUACCCUUUUUGUAUUGUAAUUACUAUUUCUAUGUUACCUAUAUUGUACUUGGUUUGUUGCUAUUGGUAAUGAGAAAUCAGUACUAAAUUGUCAAUUUUGUUUUA
Vicia villosa (hairy vetch) is the source of this 945-nucleotide messenger RNA. RefSeq lists its product as uncharacterized. The transcript has a single exon. NCBI's taxonomy places the organism in Eukaryota, Viridiplantae, Streptophyta, Magnoliopsida, Fabales, Fabaceae. The coding region runs from base 107 to 661 and encodes 184 amino acids. The record is from RefSeq and is a predicted model, not a curated record.